Messenger RNA from Phalaenopsis equestris, 875 nucleotides. RefSeq names its product ABC transporter A family member 2-like. Gene Ontology annotation, molecular function: lipid carrier activity; ABC-type transporter activity. Gene Ontology annotation, cellular component: membrane; intracellular membrane-bounded organelle. Lineage: Eukaryota; Viridiplantae; Streptophyta; Magnoliopsida; Asparagales; Orchidaceae. The transcript is spliced from 4 exons. The record is from RefSeq and is a predicted model, not a curated record. Bases 5 to 811 code for a protein of 268 amino acids. Gene Ontology annotation, biological process: lipid transport; transmembrane transport.
UGGGAUGGAUCCAAUCAGCAGAAGACAUGUUUGGGACAUUAUCGAAAAUGCGAAGAAGGGACGAGCUAUAGUCUUGACAACUCACUCCAUGGAGGAAGCCGACAUAUUAAGCGAUCGCAUUGCCAUCAUGGCGAAGGGAAGAUUGAGGUGUUUAGGAACCUCUAUAAGGUUGAAGUCGAAAUUCGGAACGGGUUAUAUUGCUAAUAUUAGUUUUGUUGGAGGUGUUCCCGGACAAACAACUCCUGUUGACGCAGAACUGGAUGCUACCCAUGAGCGUAAAGCUCAGCUAGUGAAGCAUUUCUUCAAACAUCAUCUAGAUGUGGAGGCAAAAGAUGAAAAUAAGUCGUUUUUAACAUUCGUCAUUCCCCGCGAAAAAGAGAAGUUAUUACCGGACUUCUUUGCUGAGCUUGAAGAUAGAGAGGAUGAACUUGGAAUCUCAGACAUUCAACUUGGUCUUACAACGCUCGAAGAGGUUUUCCUGAGCAUUGCGAAACAGGCAGAGCUAGAAAGUGCGGCCAUCGAUGGGGCCAUGGUGACGCUAAAUUUAUCAUCCGGACCUUCAAUUCAGAUACCAAAGGGUUCAAGAUUUGUGGGGAUUCCUGGAACAGAAACAGCAGAUAAUCCAAGAGGUUUUAUGGUGGAAGUCUACUGGGAACAGGAUGAUUCUGGUAAUCUCUGCAUCUCAGGCCAUUCGCCUGAAAUCUCUAUACCACCAAAUAUACAAAUUCCAGAAAAUAAUUCCAAACGUAUUAGAAAUUCUGCAUCAAGGACUGGAUUUGUCAUUGACCCACAUCAAAUUCUGAAUAAAUGAUUCUUUUUAUUCAAAAAAUAAAGGGAAAUUUACAUACAUACCACAAUUCUCAUCUAUUCGCAUA